CCAUAUUCCAUAAACACACGCAUCUCUAUGCUGCCAGUGGGCUGGUGCGGUAAACGCCCUGUGAGAGAUUCCCGAGAGGUGGUGUCAUUUUUUUUUUAAGGACUGGAACUUCUAGAAGAUUCUAUUUAUAUUAGAUAGCUGCAAUAGCUCAACAAUAACUCAGCCCUUGUACCCGAGAGAGGCGUUCGGGAAUCAUAUGACCUGCUGCCGCUCAUCCCAAAGAUAACCGACUGUUGACCGCAGCUUUCUCGCUCCUUCAAAAAAAAAAAAAAAAAAACACUCUUCGAGCGUGCCGCACCGGACCCCGCGCAUUAGAAAACAAGACGUUUGGAGGAUGUACUACAACACCGCGCAACGGCAGAAAUAACUUGGAUAUUGGGAUAAGAGACACCGCUCUUCGUUCUGUAAAGGGUUUUACAGUUGAAAACGGGACACUGACAGAGCGACAAUGCCAGAAGAAAAAGUGUUUCAUCAGCAGGCUGUCCACAGCCCUCUGGAGCAGGGGAAGCAGGGGGGCAGCAGCAGCAGCAGUUCCAUCCCCUGUCAGAACUGUGGCAAGGCCUGCAAGGGAGAGGUGCUGCGCGUGCAGAAUAAACACUUCCACAUCAAGUGCUUUGUCUGCAAAGUGUGUGGCGUUGACCUGGCCCAGGGGGGGUUCUUUGUGCGCCAGGGGGAGUACAUCUGCACCCUGGACUACCAGCGGAUGUACGGCACGCGCUGCUUCAGCUGUGAGGAGUUCAUCGAGGGAGAGGUGGUGUCGGCCCUGGGCAAGACCUACCACCCACGCUGCUUCGUCUGCGCCAGCUGCAAACAGCCGUUCCCUGCCGGUGACCGCGUGACGUUUAACGGUAAAGAGUGUAUCUGCCAAAACUGUACACAGCCCCUGCCUGCCAACAGCCCUGCUCCCAUACAGGCUGUCCACAACUGCUGUGGCUGUGGGAAGGAGUUUAAGAACGAGCAGUCCCUGGUAGCGCUGGACAAACACUGGCACCUGGGCUGCUUCAAGUGUAAGGUGUGCAACAAGGUGCUCAACGCCGAGUACAUCAGCAAGGAUGGGAUCCCCUACUGCGAGGUGGACUACCAUGCCAUGUACGGCAUCCAGUGUGACAGCUGCAAGAAAUACAUCACUGGGAAAGUACUGGAGGCUGGGGAGAAACACUACCACCCCUCAUGUGCCCGCUGUGCCAGGUGUGAGCAGAUGUUUGGCGAAGGAGAGGAGAUGUACCUGCAAGGUAACUCCAUCUGGCAUCCUCCCUGCAGACAGGCAACCAGACAGGAGGAGAAGAGUAAGGUGACCAGGACCUCCUCUGAGAGCAUCACCUCUGUCCCAGCCUCCAGUGCGUCUGGCUCUCCCAGCAGGGUCAUCUACGCCAAACUAGGAGAUGAGACGCUGGAUUACAAAGACCUCGCUGCACUGCCAAAGAUCAAGGCCAUCUACAACAUCGACCGGCCCGACAUGCUCUCCUACGCUCCUUAUGUCAGCUACCCCUCAGAGGAACGACACUACGGAGAGGGCGACGGAGAGAAGUCUCCCCGUCAGAGGAGGCCCUCUAGCCCCAGCUCCACCAGCUCCCUGGGGAGGUAUGGAGGGUACACCCCGUCCCGCUCCCCCCAGAACUACAGCAGGCCGGAGGAUCUUUAUAUGGUCAGUAAAGCAAUGGGUAAUAGAUACAAUGGCCAGCCCCUUGACUUCAGCUCCCUCCCCCGCCCCUCGGCCUACACGGGGGGGCCUAAGUACCUCUCCCCCUUGGCUAGGGACUUCUCCUCCCUCCCCAUGCACUACUCAGAGGGCCUACCCCCCAAGUACCCUGGGGCGCUGCAAACGCCUGGGGGGAUGACAGUGCCUGGCAGAAUCUCUCCCAGGGGAAGAGUCUCUCCUGGAGGCAGAAACUCUCCUCUGCCCCUCAACCCCACCACCCUGGCCAUGCUCCAGCAGCACAACUAUGUGCCCUACUUCAGAGGCCUCAAACAGGACCCCCUACUACCACCUGAAUCUAAACCUAAGACGUUCCUGCAUCUCAAUUUACCUCCUCACAGUCACGGUAGUGAAAGUGGUCGGAGUACACCCAGUUUGUCCACCUAUUCCGACGGCAAAUCUCCCUCCUCCACCUAUGUGGCUGCUCCCAGGCAUUUCCACGUACCAGAGACUAAGGUCAAGAUAGAUAAUAUCUAUAGAAAACCCCCUAUCUACAAGCAGCAUGCCUCUAGAACGUCCUGGCAAGAAGGGGACGACGUCAAGACAAGGACCAGUUGGAUGAUCUUGAAGAGUGAGAUAGACGGCCAACCUCUCCCAGAGGACCUGCUGGACCCCAGGAAGUCCACCUGCAGCCUGCCCACUGACGCCUCCCUGCCCAGCUUCCCCUACAGCAAGUCUGCUUCCCUGCCAGGAUAUGGAAGAAAUGGCAUAUACAAGGAGGUUGCCGACCAUGCUGAGGAUGAGCCAGACCAGCAGGACUCCCACAGCUGGGGAGGAAUGAGAGAGUACAAGGUGUACCCCUAUGAGGUGCUGGCUGUGACUCACAGGGUGAGGGUGAAGCUACCCAGAGAUGUGGACCGUACCAGACUGGAGAGACACCUCACCCCAGGAGACUUCCAGCAUGUGUUCGGGAUGACCCUGGAUCAGUUUGACCGCAUGGCCCUGUGGAAGAAGAACGACAUGAAAAAGAAGGCACGCCUUUUCUAAAGCCGAAGUGACUGUAACAGGGAGAAAAAUAACAUCUCGAGGCUACAACGUCUGUCCAGUCUGGAAGAAAGGAAAUCAGAAAAAAAACCCAUCAGAAAUCAUCUAUAUAUGCACCGCCAUACUACGUUACACCUGCAAAACAUAAUCUCUGCCAGAAUAAGGAAGGGGGAGACAUUUUCACGAUGUCGCCCGUGACCGGCAUCCAACGUUGAGGCAAUGUUUGUCACAUAUAGCUUUUGUAUGCGUUGUGGUCUGAAUGUUAUUUUUAUAACCUUUUUGGGGAGGUGGGGGGAGAUGCAUUUGCAUGGCCCGUGACACCGCUCCUCCUCUUCCCCUCUCCCCGCCUCUAUGUGAGUUCUGCAUCCCCCGCCCCCUUCCUCCGCAAAAAGAGAAAUAGCAGCUUUUCUAAAAUCCUUGUGCAGGCUUUUUUCUCUUUGUCUCUGUUUCUUACUGGUUUAACGUGUGCCUCUUUUACUGUCUUUAUCUGGACUUGGAACAAUAUCUCUCGCUCUUUUUUAAAAUCUGUUUCGUUUUCCCCCUCUUAUCGUUCCUGCUAUCUGUUUUUCUUACCCUCUCUAAGGUCUCUCUCUCUCACUUGAUCUUUCCUUAUCUACCAUGUCUCAUUUAAGGUCUCUCUCUCUCUCUCUCAUCCCCCCCUCUCUCUCUUUCUCUCUCUUUCUCUUACCACCUCACCUCUCCUCUUCUCUCCGUCUUUUUCCAUCUCCUUUUCUUUCUUUCUUUCUUUCUUUCUUUCUUUCUUUCUUUCUUUCUUUCUUUCUUUCUUUCUUUCUCUAUCCUCCCUUUCCCCGCUGUAGCCUGUGCUAGCCUCUAACUCACCACGACUCACAGUCUCAUAUCUGAACAACAGAUGUAUCAUUUUACAGCAGUGGAGGUUAAGAUAGGAAAAGUUUAUCUUCUCCUUUUUUAAGUGGGCAGUUUGUUUGAUAGCCAUGCCAGGAUUUGUUGACAGAGGGCUGUAUCUUACACACGCCACUCGUAAAUCAGUGAAGAUGGGAGUGUUGGGGUUGGAUCGGAGCCAACAGCAUGAAUCAUGGGUAAAAACCGUACCAUAGGCCCCACUGAUACCCAUAGCAGAUGUAUAGAGCAUCAGGUUCUUUCAAGUCAUGUUGUCAAACACUGCCUUGCCAGACACUUUUACGUGAAUCCCUUCCCAUCAAUAACCCUACAUUAUUUUUAUAAGCUAUUUUUUGACUCCUGGAUGGCUGUCAUCCAUUUUGUGGAAGUUUUCAGAUGUGAGAAUCAUGGUGUUAUGACACCUUUAUCAUCUGCUCCCCCCUCAUUGUCCUCACACUAUCUAACACAGGCCUGCAGCAGCACUUGAGCAUAACAAGUUAAGUCUUGCUUAAAUUAAUUAAUAAUGACAUAUUGUGCUAUCUAUCUGUACCUUCUGUGAUAGAGAAUUAACCCUUUUCUAUGUUUGUUGUUUGUAAAUCCUUUUGGCAUCCACUGCCAUAUAUGUAGUGGAAAAACGUAUAUUGGCUUUGCUAAGUCUCCAGAAACUCAAACAAUAAUUCAACCAUAAGUGGUAUACAAUGUACAUGUGGCAUACAGCGUACAUAGAUUUGUCUCAGAGUUUGUUAUGCAAGCCAUGGUAUAUAUUGCCUCUAGGGCAUGCAUGCAUAUGAGAGAUUGUUGAGGUCAUCUACAAUGGAAAUGUAUGAAAAUGUUUGUAAAAACAUUCUCUCUGUGUGCUUGCUUUCUCAAUUUUGAUCAUUUUGGUCCCUCAUUUUGGUUAAUUAUUUUACACACAUUUUGUAACACAACUUUUGUCCAAUGAAAAGCCCAAUUCAGAUGCCUUUGUUUGGUAUGUAUUUAUAGACAUUUUAAAGGGAGGAUGAGGAUGGUAUCUUUAAAAAGAAUGGUUAUAGGGAAGGUGUAUUGGAAAAUAUAUACUCAAUAUAAAUGAAAAACACAGUCAAUCUGAAUAAAUAUUAAAUCAGAGUUUUGCUCCGUCUGUGAGUAGAACGUUAACUGUUGUCAUCAAAGCUCAUGUCUCCUGAUCUCUAACGUCAAUCUGAAAUGAAAGCGCUUUAUCGAAAUCAAAUCAAAUGUAUUUAUAACAGCCAUUUUGCGUCCGUAGAUGUCACAAAGUGGUGAUACAGAAACAAUGGAGUCGGCAACGUAUUAAAGUGCUCGAGUGUGCCUCGUCGAAUGUGAACGCCGAUCGUGUCGCAAAAUGACAUUGUCAAAUCUAAUGUCUGCUUAUACCGAAUGAUCAUUUAUGCAGUUUGGAAGAAUGAUAUGUGUACGGACGUGUGUAAGUUAUGUCAAAUUAUCCUUUUUGGUUUGUGGAUCACUGUUACGACGUCAUUGUAACGUUGAAAGAAGGUUGGUGUAACGUUAUCAAUGGUGAGGAGGGCUUUCCCAGAACAGAGAUCACAAUGGAGGGCUAGUUGGGAAAGACUGUGUUUGUUUUUGUGUUUGAACAGCUGUGGAAACAGUAGUGUAAGCGGAGAGGCAGAAACUAAGGAACGCACAUCCAGGUCUGAGCUCUGAACUUGCCCUUAGGCACACAUAGAUCUGGGAUCAGAUUCCAUUCUCCUAAUCCUAACCUUAACUAUUAGGGAGGAAAUGCUAAAUGUAUCUUAGUUCAGUCAGUGUCUACACUUAGAAAAAAGGCUUCCAAAAGGGUUCUUCGGCUGUCCCCGUAGGAUAACCUUUUUUGGUUCCAGGUAGAACUCAUUUGUCGUUUGGGUUCCAUGUACUCAUCUGAAACCAACAAGGGUUUUUCAAAGGGUUUCUCCUAUGGGGACAGCCAAAGAAUCCUUUUAGGUUCCUGAUAGCAGUGUAGGGCCAAGUGCUUUCUGUUUUGCUCAAGGGUCAGGCCAGAUCAGCAGAGCUCAGAUAGCCCAGAUACACACCAGGCCAGAUUGCACAACCAGAGCCCCGUUCAUCCUCUCUUUAGACAAACAGGCCUCCCACUCAGAGGAAUCAGCUGCGUGUCUCUCUUACAUCAAGGUCAACACAGUGUUGGAUUCACAACUUUAUUUACGCUUUCGAUACAGGAAAUGAGAAGGAGCUGACCAAUAGACGCAAUUGUUUUGCUUCCGAUUGAUUUUGAGACGUAAUAACAUAUCGUCAAUGUGUGCCUUCUGUUUUUGCUUGUUUGAUUGUAAUGGAAGCCAGAUAUUUAUGAAUAUCCUAUGUAUGCAGGUAUAUGUCCAUCGCCCCACCAUAGUCACAGAGACGUGUGUUACCAUGUUUGUUAUCGAAUGUCCGGUGAAAAUAAGUCUGCCUCACUGCAUUAACCCGAAUGUUAUGGAAUGAUUAGUCUUUAUCGAAAAUGUUGUUCCUUUAACCGAAUGGCUGGGCUUAACUCGACGCCGUCUCUGUAGCACACAAUUAGAGUUAUGCUGACAUUGCCGUUAUGCAAUAUGACGCUGUUAAAAUGAAUUUGGUUCUGUCAUAAUCUAUUGUUUUGCACUGUGUAACCAACGGAUACCAUAUGCUGUGAUGUGAUGUAGUUUUAAGGCUCUGUGGAGGAUGACGAGAGGAUGAGAAUAUGGGUUAAUAUUAUUCUAAUGCUGUAACUAAGCCUUUUGUUUAGCUUUUAGCUUUUGUUCUAAUUUGGCUUCUCUGGUUUGCAAGAAAUACCGAGGUCCAUCUUUAAAUAAAUGUUUCAUUCGGUACCGUU
Salvelinus fontinalis (brook trout) is the source of this 6338-nucleotide messenger RNA. Its product is annotated as actin-binding LIM protein 2-like. The record is from RefSeq and is a predicted model, not a curated record. Bases 449 to 2683 code for a protein of 744 amino acids. Gene Ontology annotation, molecular function: actin filament binding. Gene Ontology annotation, cellular component: actin cytoskeleton. The transcript is spliced from 22 exons. Gene Ontology annotation, biological process: lamellipodium assembly; cytoskeleton organization. NCBI's taxonomy places the organism in Eukaryota, Metazoa, Chordata, Actinopteri, Salmoniformes, Salmonidae.